AUGGACCAGACCCUGUGCCGACAGGCCCCUCCUCCCCAACACCGGGCCCUUAUCAGGAAAGCAAUUGAGGUUGGAGGGGAGGGAGUCGGAGGCCUGAGGCUCGGCAAGGUGGGUGGAAGAGAUAGGGAAGUGGGGAGGGGGCGUGGGCCCUGCUGGGGGGCCCUGAGAAUGGAGGGCGUGGCCAGAGCGGGCAUGGCUGGGGGGCUUUUGCCAAGCGCUGCCCUUGCUGGCCUGGCCCCUCGAUGGCUCCAGCGCUGCUCCUGCCUCCCAUACUUGCCAGGCAAGACGCCUGCAUCUUUAAUUAGCAAGCAGCAGCCUCCCGAUUCAUCACAGUCACUGUUUAAUUAG
Artibeus jamaicensis (Jamaican fruit-eating bat) is the source of this 348-nucleotide messenger RNA. RefSeq lists its product as uncharacterized. The record is from RefSeq and is a predicted model, not a curated record. NCBI's taxonomy places the organism in Eukaryota, Metazoa, Chordata, Mammalia, Chiroptera, Phyllostomidae.